AUGACAGCAACCCCUACCGAGGAGGAGGGAGAGCCGAGCGAACAAGGUGAUCCAGAAAAAGAGAUCUUCGAGAACUUAUAUUACAAAGCUGCGGCAAAGGCACAGCAAAUAAUUCGAGAAGGAUCAUCGCAAACAGCGGAUAGUUUCGAGACUACUAUUCAUCAAGAUGACAGCUUGACUGCUGUACAGAAGCAUCAGUAUCUCAUCGGAGUGCUUCAAGGAGAAGCUCGCAGCGUGAUUGAAGGAUUCAAAAUUUCCAGCGAAAGCUAUGAGAGCGCUUGGAAACUAUUAAAGGACACAUAUGACAAUAAUAUGGUAAUUAUUCAAAAUCAUUUGGAUGAAUUAUUAAACUUUUCAGAGAUAACAAAAAACAAUAAAGCAGAUUCGAUACGAAAGUUUAUAUGGCAUAUUCAAACACAUGUUUCUGCAUUGAAAACGCUUGCACUACCCGUAGAUGAAUGGGACGCGAUAUUACUGCAUUUAGCAAAAAAGAAGCUUGACUUUAUCGAGCAAAGAGAUUGGCAGAAUCUCAUAAAAAAUCGCACGCCGCAAAAUAUGCCGCAAUUGUCGGAAUUCAUGACGUUCUUGACGGAACGAUGUCACACGAUGAAGAUCCUUGAGCAAGGUCAAAUGAAGACAGAAAAGCCGUUAAAUCGAGAUGCAAAGAAAAACGAGAGCAAAGUAGCAUUGGUUUCCGUAACGAAUAAGUGUAAGAUUUGCGAAGGAGAUCAUCCAGUUUUCAAAUGCGCCCGAAUGUUGCGCUCGAUGCACGAGAUUGCACUCGGAUACACAGGACAUUAUGUCCGUGAAUGUAAAGGCUCAACAUGCAAAAGAUGUGACAAGAAACACAAUUCGAUAAUUCACAAAGAAGAUCAAGAAGAGCGAGGCAAUGCUCAAGUCAAGUCAUCCAGCGAGGAUACACCAAAAUCAGUCGUUACAACAUGUACAGAAUCGAAGUAUAACACAUCAGUUGAGUCAUCACAAGUCCUCGAACAACAAUCAUCCAUCAAUAUAAACAACAUUACAGCCAAUGUUUAUUGCACAAAUCAGCAAGAUGCCAGAGUGAUUCUUUCGACCGCGAGGGUUCGGGUAACAGGAGCAAGCGGAGAAGAGCGGCACUGUCGAGCGCUACUCGAUCCAGGAUCACAAUUCAAUUUAGUUACAGCCGAUUUAAUUCGAAAAUUUAAGUUAUCAUGUCGCAAUGAAGUACGUCCGAUUAGUGGAAUUAACAAGACUAUCACAAGAGUUGUUAAAGCAAUUUGCAUUCAUAUCAAGUCAAUACAUAGCGAAUUUGAGACUACAGUAGAUUGUCUAGUCGUACCAGAGAUUACAGAGCAGUUACCGCAAACUAAAAUAGAAUCAACGAUAUACAUUCCAAAGGAUGCCAAACUAGCGGAUCUUACCUAUGACAAACCAGGAUCCAUUGAUAUGCUUCUAGGCGCAGGAGUAUAUUGGAAAAUUGUUAACGGAGCACCGAAAAAUCAAAUCAAAGGGAAACCAGCGUUACAAGAUACGCAUUUAGGAGUAAUUAUCGAUGGAGAAUUAACCGAAAAGCACACAAUUGCAUCAAGAUUUUGCAAUAUGGUUACUAAUACUCAACUACAAAAUCAAUUACAACGGUUUUGUAGAUUAGAAGAGAUGCCGGAAAGUCGUUCCUAUACAAAGGAGGAAAUACACUGUGAGAAGUUCUUCAUUGAUACUGUUACGCAACAAAAAGACAGUCGAUUCAAUGUUCGAUUGCCGACUCAUUCAAGUGUAAGUCUAGGAGAUUCUAUGCCACAAGCGGUCAGGAGAUUAAAGCGUCGACUCGCUAAGGAUCCCACACUGAAGGAGGUUUACAAGGAAUUCCUGAAUGAAUAUCGACAACAUGGUCACAUGUCUUUGAUAGAAAAUCCGGAUGUUCUGUUAGCACAGGAACAUUACAUUAUUCCACAUCAACCUGUUGUUCGCUCCGACAGUAUGACGACAAAAUUACGAGUCGUCUUUGACGCGUCUUCAAAGACCACAAAUGGUAAUUCAUUAAGUGAUAAAUUGAUGCCCGGUCCGAACUUACAAGCGGAUUUGCAGCAGAUUUUAAUGCGAUUUAGAACGCAUGAAUUUGUUCUAACAGCGAACGUUACAUCAAUGUUUCGUCAGAUUUUAGUAGACCCUAGGGAUCGAAAGCUACAGCUCAUAUUAUGGCGCGAUGAAGCAACACAAUCACUGCAGUUAUAUCAGCUUAAUACCGUGACAUAUGGAACAGCUUGCGAACCAUAUUUGGCCAUGCAAUGUCUCAAGGAAUUAGCCGAAAUGCACAAAUAG
Trachymyrmex cornetzi is the source of this 2301-nucleotide messenger RNA. RefSeq lists its product as uncharacterized. The coding region runs from base 1 to 2301 and encodes 766 amino acids. The record is from RefSeq and is a predicted model, not a curated record. The transcript is spliced from 4 exons. NCBI's taxonomy places the organism in Eukaryota, Metazoa, Arthropoda, Insecta, Hymenoptera, Formicidae.